This is a messenger RNA of Parasteatoda tepidariorum (common house spider), 3070 nucleotides long. RefSeq names its product meteorin-like protein. NCBI's taxonomy places the organism in Eukaryota, Metazoa, Arthropoda, Arachnida, Araneae, Theridiidae. Gene Ontology annotation, molecular function: hormone activity. The record is from RefSeq and is a predicted model, not a curated record.
AAAUUAUUUUUCUUCCAUUCCCCAUAACUGAGAAGGUGAGUUUUUCAGUGGAAUAUAAAAUGCACGUGUAAUAAAAACUCUCUGUAAUGUUUAAAACCUCAAAUGUAUUUCUCAUAUUGCCAACCUGACUUUAAUUACUACUGAAAAAAAGAUUAUUGUAGCUUAAUUUAAUUCUUUAAAACUGUUUCAGGAUCAUGGAAUACUUGAAACGUUGUUAAUAAAAUAUUCCCUCUCAAUAAAAAUUAAAAACGAUGUAAAAAAAUUUUUUUUUCAUUGAUGUUAACUCAAAUAUGUUCUACGGGAAGGUGAUAUAUUGUCGCUGAUGGUUCAAAAUGAAUCAUUCGUCUCCAUUAGAGUGUAGCAUAUGCUAAAGAAAGUCCUAAUGAAUCAUCAAUUACAUCAUCAUGAUGAUCAUUUACCUGACCAUGGCAUCGAUGAUUUUCACCAUCACAUGUGCCGGUGGACCAAAUCUAGACAAUUGUGAUUGGACAGGAAGUGGUACUCUGGCCAUGGCUUUAUCCAGAGGUGUCCAACCUGUGUAUCUCCGAUGCAAUCAAGGUACUGUACGCUGGCAUUAUCCUCAGGGUGCUUUAAGAAUAGUACUUCAGCAUAGAUCCGCUGGUUCAUCAUUUAGUGCUUGCGUGAGGAGAUCGAAAAAUUCUACUGGUGCAAGAAUCUAUCUUGCUGGACAUAAAACGCUUCAUCAACUGUUCAAUUCAAAUGAUCCAAUAGAUUUGGUAAAGUGUGUGUCGUCACAAAGUGGGCAAGUGACACUGUACGCCGAAGCAGACCCUAUUGCCGACAUUUUAAGGAAAGCUACUGCUGAAUUUAGUUAUCAUUUAAAAAGGAUAUACAAGAAAACAGAAUACGCAGUAAUUGAUGAAUGUCAGCCAUGUUCUGAAGAGCAACUUCUUCGCCAUUUUUGCUCAAGUGAUUUCGUUGUUCAAGGCACAGUAACGAGUUUGUUCCACAACAAAGCGCUUCAAAUGACGGAGCUGACUGUUCGUGUCUCACAAAUCCUUCGAACUAACAAAGAUCUGAAUAAUCCUAUUCGAGAAUCUCACAUUUCAAGUGAUAAUGACAUUGUGCAAAAGACAAACUAUGUCGUAAUGUACCGGCCGUUGAAAUGUGGCACAAAAGCUGGAUCAGGUGAAUACUUGUUCCUAGGCAAAUGGUUGCUGGGUAAUGCAAAUCUGAACUGCGUUCCCAGAGUAUCAGAAUGGAAGAAGGUCAGAAGGAAAGCGCUUCUAACAGGAUCCAAUGAGUGUCUGCUCUAAUCUGUGAUUCAAGCUAUUGUUGUCCUGAUGUUUGUUGCAUAUUUACAUUUACAUAGCUUCCAACUUUAUUGGAUUAUUCCAAUUUUUUCUGAUUUAUUGAAGAAAUUUAAGAAAAAAAAUAAUAUUUUUGAAAGUCCUUAUAGUUUGUCUAAAAUUAGAACACCCCUAGCCAAUCGUCUGAACCCGUGGUGGUGACUAUGGUAACAACGGCGAGAGAAAGGGAAACUUUUUCUUCUAUCUAUUGUGUUAGCCCUAGAGUGAAGAGAAACUACCCUCUCUAAAAUGCGCAAUUCAUGUUUCCAUAGCAGCAGACAGCGUCAGACUUUGCGGCGGGGGGAGUUCUUACCGUAGAUAAACUAUAUGUUGAAAAAUAAUUUUUUUACUCAGUUCAGUGCUUGCUUGAAUAUUGAAAUAAUUAUUGAAUGGAUAGUCAUCAAUUAGAGUAUUUUGUUGUUUUUAAAAUCACUCUUUUAAUGUGAAUUAUUUAAAUUACAGAAUAUAUUAUAUUCUAAAUGUCUGAAAUGAAUAUAAUUUCUGUAAGUAUUCAAAACAAUGAAUGCAUAAGCAAAAUUUUAAUUCCAAUGUCAAUCAUAAAUGGAACAUAUUGCACAUAAAAAAUUUGCCUAUAUUUUUAUUGAAUAUAUAAAUGUCUAAAAUUCCCUGUCCUUAAAAUAUUUUAGAUAUUACUUACAUGACAGCAUGAAACUUAAAGUAUCUAGUAAAAACUAUUGUAUCUUUUCCUUUCCAUGUUGGAAGCUGUGUAUUUAGUUAACUCAUAAAGCACUUGUAAAUAAAGCAUUAAUAUGAUCAAAAGCAAAUUGUGAUUAGAUAUAGUUUUAUAUCUUGUAAAAAGUAAUUUUGAUUUAAUGUUUAUUAAGACUUACUGACAUUAUUUACUAAUUCACAAGUUAAUAACAUUUAAGAAAUUUUGUAAUGUAAUUAUCCAAGAAAUGAUAUUUUAAUGCAGACUUUCGGUUUAUUAAGUAGAAAACGAAUGAAUAUUAUUAGGAUUGUGCAGCUAUUUCUAAGUUAUAAAUUGGCAGUCUGAAUGUUUAAGAUAAUGCUUGUUUACUGUACCUAUCAAAGGGGGGUAAAUACUUAAAAUUAUUUUUGUUUAUGCUUUAAUUCAAUGCGUUUGCAUAUUGGAGCCGCAAAGUUUUUCAGUCUUAAUACCAAUGCAUUUUUAAAUCAAUAAUCUUAUUCUUGAAACUUUUAAAUGAAAAUGGUGAUUUUAAAUGUCAUCAUAAAUUGUUAACUUUUGAACAAUCAUCUACUAUACAGACUUUUUUUUCCUUUAAUUUUAAAAUAUAAAAAUCAUAAUGUAAUAGCUUUACAGAUAGUUUUAAUUCAUUUUUUGAAAAGAAAUAAUUUAAAUGAGUAUUUUAUAUACAUUAAACAACUUGAUUUUGAGUAUCAAUAAAUUUCGAAUAGUAUUUCUCCUUCCAAAUAUUUUUACUUUUAUCAGUUUUUGAUUUUAAGAAAAAAAUAGUUUUAAAAUAAAUAUUUCUAAAUUUUCUUGAAGUUUGCACUGCCAUUUUUUUUUUCAAUGUUUGUGUUGUGAUAUUGUUAGAAGAGUAAAAAUAUUUUUCGUGGAACUACUAGUGCCAUUUGAUCUCAGUUGUAUAUAUUAUUUGUACAGAAGUAUUGUACUUCAAUAAAUAUGUUGUACUUGACAAACUUUUUUUUUUCACUUGAUGAUGGAAAUAAUACUACUAUUGUUUUGAUAGAGUUGACCAAUUAAUGUAAAUAGUCAGUUAUUUAUUUGGACAAAUAAAGUAGCAAUUUUAUUUUAA